Molecule: messenger RNA, 984 nt
Organism: Microthlaspi erraticum
Lineage: Eukaryota; Viridiplantae; Streptophyta; Magnoliopsida; Brassicales; Brassicaceae
Source: the annotation of a GenBank genome assembly
AUGGAAAGUCGAGACGAUGGCCUUCAUCUCAUGGAGCCAGGGGGUGCCGAGUAUUGCGUUGUAGAUGGCCGGUUUGUCCAUGACAAUCAACUUCAGGAGCUUCGAAAUUCCGCCGACAUAAGCGGGGAGCCGAACUGUUCAGCAACUAUAGGUGUAUUCGGCGGUGAAACCGGUGAGGGGACGGGAUGCGGGUUUAAUUACGCGACGGCUUUUCGCUCGUAUUCCUUGAUCGCAGAUAUGGAGUCGUCGUUAUCCAGGAGGCCUCCCAUGAUCAUGCUGACUUGUCGCUUCGGCGGUGGAGGCAGGUCGUCGUGGUCGUCACGAUUCCUCUUCCCAUGCGGAGCUUCCGGCUUUUCUGCAUCCUUCCUUGGACGGGAUUGUCGUCCGCGCUUCUCCUGUUGCCCGGGUUUUGGUGGUCUCGGCGGGAAGCUUUUUCCUUGGGACCUAUUGCCGUCCAUUGGUGGGACUUCUCCUCGAUGGUACAUGCGUAUAAGGUUGCUGAUAAGGUGUUUGCAGUUUUCGGUGGCGUGGCCAGUUCUCCCGUGGAACUUGCAGAAAGCCUUGGUGUCGUUGUCAUCUCCGAGCGAGGUGAUGUCCUGCGGCAUCGAGACAGCCGCUGCGUGUUCUUGCUCGGACUCAUCGUCGGCUGCUGCGAACGCUGCGAGGAGAGACCUCUUCGGAUCGUCUUUUGGAGCAUUCUGGAGCAUAUGGGACAAGGAGCAUGGAGGGACUUGGCACAUGGACGCAGCUCAACUGGAUACGCAAAGGAAGAAGGGAGAAGCCAUCUUGAAGACCAGCUCGACCGUCUACUCGACCAACCGGUCGAGUUCCUCAACUCGACCGGCCAAGCUUCAACUCGAUCGAGCUGAGAAGUCAACAGUCAAACCCGAAAAAUGUUGCUUCCCCCUUGACUUUCCUUUGACCCUAAACCUAAUCCUCUUGUAUUUAAAGGCUAAAAGCCACGAAAAAACCACCAAGCUUUAG